Anguilla anguilla (European eel) is the source of this 1348-nucleotide messenger RNA. RefSeq names its product EF-hand calcium binding domain 2 (gene drc8). NCBI's taxonomy places the organism in Eukaryota, Metazoa, Chordata, Actinopteri, Anguilliformes, Anguillidae. Gene Ontology annotation, molecular function: calcium ion binding. The transcript is spliced from 7 exons. The record is from RefSeq and is a predicted model, not a curated record. Bases 78 to 566 code for a protein of 162 amino acids.
AUCUGUCCGCUUUGCAUUCUUGCUUGCUUUUUUUGUUGUGACCGUCCACCGUCUCUAAGCAACAGUGUACACAAACCAUGGCGGAAGACAAGGAUUUUGCAGAGGCUGCAGUGUCCGAGGUGCAUAAAAAAAUCAGUGACGCCUUUAACCUAUUUGACGAUGAGUCCAAUAAGACAGUGGAUGUCAGAGAGAUCGGUACCAUCAUACGAUCGCUUGGCUGCUUUCCAACUGAGGCAGAACUGCAUGAGAUCAUCACAGAGAUUGAGGAGGAGGAGCUGACAGGAUUUAUACGCUUUGAGAAAUUCCUCCCAGUUAUGACCAAGGUGCUGAUGGAGCGCAAGUUCCGUCCCAUCCCAGAGGAGCUUCUUCUGCAGGCCUUCGAGGUCUUAGAUCAGGAGAAAAAAGGUUACUUGGAACCAGAAGAGCUUAAAAAAUUCAUGACCCAGGAAGGAGAGCCCUUCUCCCACGACGAGAUGGAGGAAAUGCUGUCGGCCGCGGUGGAUCCCGACAAGAACGUCGUCUUCUACAAGGACUUUGUGGCCAUGAUGACCGUCAGAGACCAGUGAUGAUUGCCAGCACCCCCCUCCCCCCUCCCCCCACACCCAUGAAAACAAAGGGGAAAAAGACAUAGCCAAAAGAGAUAGCCAACCUCCCUUUCCCCCCUGUACUCAUAGGACCCAUAGGACCUGUGUCCAGCAUGACACGGUGCACGUUGAUAUUCAUACGUUUACCCCAAUGGGGUUGCUCAUGGCCUUUUGUCCGAUGUACACAUAAAGAUUUGAUGGUGCUGCCUGUAUGCAAUACUGAUGCUCCCUCAGCAAUCUUUUGCUGCAUGAUGGCCUUUCAGUGAAAGCAGGUCUUUGUCAGAUGAGUGGCACUUGGCCUGAAAUGUCUUAUAAUAAAAGUUCCUGAGGGCAUCCAUGGAGUACCUACAGUGUACAUUUUCAUUUGCACCAGUAGAGAGCGAGCUCAAAUAGCCAGAGCAAUGUACAUGUUUCUCAGAGUUCACUUAGGUGUGGUUGUCAGUCUAAAAAGUGCAGUGACAGCCUUAUGUAAAAGAAAAGGCUAAGCCAUCCCUAAAAUGCUUUUAGACACUAAUGACAUUUAAAAAAAUGAACAGAAACACUAGAACCAAAGUAUGGGAUUUGUUAAGGUCCUUCUUUAUCCUUUAGUUUCUUUUACACAUUUAUGAUUAAAAAUAUAUUUUUUAUGUUUUAUGUGUUGCCAAAUACUUUUUAUAUAAAGAACCUCUUGUUCAACCUGGAUUGGAAAAUUUAGAUGUUUUGUUUACUCAUCUGUCAUUCUUGUGUUUAGCUGUUCUGCAAAAAUAAAUGCUUAAAAUGAAUUA